CUUCCACUAUGCAACAAUAUAAUUCUGUUUCUUCACCAAAGACAAAAUAAAAUGGGUAGUAGUAGAAGGCGUUUGAGCUUCACUACUUGGCGUGACCAGUACUUCCGAUAUUCCUUCUCUCGGGCUAGGCUCAAAUCCACAACCAUCGAUCUCGGUGAAGGGACAAUCAUGCAUUAUUUGCCCCCAAGUCUCAUAACCACUCCGACCCUUCCCUUCUUUUACUCCACAACAUCAGAGCGAACAUCAUGUGGCAAUGGUGAAAGUGAUGAAGAUCUUAUUGAACCUUAUGAAGAGAUUAAAAGAUCUUGA
Molecule: messenger RNA, 309 nt
Organism: Sphenostylis stenocarpa
Lineage: Eukaryota; Viridiplantae; Streptophyta; Magnoliopsida; Fabales; Fabaceae
Source: the annotation of a GenBank genome assembly